AUGGUAGGCGGCACGCCGACCUCUAAUCUGUGGGUCGGCUCCGUCUAUGAGACGGUCUCCUAUGAGCUGCUCCGGUCGGUCUUCUCGCAAUAUGGCCAAGUGUUGGAUUCGAAUAUCCUACGCAGCUCCACAUGUGCUUUUGUGCGCAUGGGCAGCAUUGCCGAGGCUACUCGGGCCAUGGAGGCCCUGCGCGGACGUAGCCUGGACGGCAACCCAAGCCACAUCAUGCGCAUCGAGUAUGCGGAUUCCAAGUCCAGCCGGGAGGAUGACGCCUUGGCUCGGGCGGCGACCGGCAGCUCGCCCGGCAGCCCUGGGCUGACAACCGGCCCUUCGCCACUCACCUCCUCGGCCUCCUCGUCAUCCUUGCUGACGCCUACCGCCUCGCCGGCCCUGGGAUCGGCCUUGGGUGGUCCGCCCGGCAGCGGCACAGCCGCCUCGGCUGCCCCGCUGCUCUCCGGCGGCGGGCAAUCGCCCUUCUCGGGAGACGUUUCCCCCGGUGGCGGUAGUGGCGGCGUCCCUCCGGUGGUGUCGCUGGACUUGCGCUUCCACCCGGACAGCAGCCACGGCGGUGGGGACCCUUCCUCCUCACCUGGGCUGGCUGAUGCGGAUAUCGACUCGGAUGUCGGGCGCUUGGCACAUGGCGGCCCGGGCAUGGCGCCCCAAGCCCAGGGGGCCGGGGCACAUCAUUCGCUCCAGCCGGCCAUCGGUCAUGGAUUGCACCACCACCAUGGGCACGGGGGGGGGCCCCACUCGCUGGGGGGCCAUCCGGGCGGCGGACCUCCCGGGGUUCCACCCCCGCCCCCACCCCACCCGCUCCAGCAUUUGGCCCAUCAGCAACCGGCUCCGGGCAUGGUGCCCUUCCACCAUCUGCCGCUGGCCGGGCGGUACCCGGCACCGGGCGCCGCCGGGCCGAUCCCCAUGGUUCCGACUCCGCCUGGUGGGCCGCCUUACGGGCGCCUCGGAGCACACCUGGGUGCCCCGAUGGCCGGGCACCUGGCCAUGUCCCGCAUGUACCCGCACGGGGUCUUCCCACGAAUGCCCCCGGCCGGAGUGGGCCUGCCGCCCGGGCUCGGGGGCCCAUACUUCCCCCCUGCCGGGACCGCUGAUCCCUCCGGGGUGGGUCUGCCCCCUGGGAUGGGUGGUCCGGCGGCAGCGGCGGCAGCGGCAGCGGCAGCAGCGGCGGCAGCGGCGGCAGCGGCGGCGGCCGCCGCCGCAAGCAAGGGGCCCAGCACAUUGGCUCCCUCGCCCAGCGGGGGGCUGGCCCCGGCUGGCGGGUCAUCCUCACCCCCGCCGCCACUCGGUGCCCGGGGGCUGUCCUCCUCCUCGUCCUCUUCCUCCUCCUCGUCCUCCUCCUCGUCCUCGUCCUCCUCCUCCUCGACCACCACCGCCCCCGCCAGCGGCAGUGCCCCUUCGUCCGCCUCCACCGGCCGGGGGUUCUCCUCGCUGAGUGCCAUCUCCUGGACCAGUGGCGAUCGCUCACGCUCGGCCUCGCCCGACUCCGGGAGCGGCGGUAGCGGCACCUGGCAGCGCGAUCGCGAGGACACCCUCUCCGAUCGAUAUGGCCGGACCAGCCGCUACGAGCGUUAUGUCCAGCGGUCGACCUCGCGCGAACGCUCCGCCAGUCCCCCCUCCUCGGCAUCUUCUUCCUCGUCUGCGCUCUCCGUGCCUUCGACGGCCGGAUCCGGCCCCGGGGCUACCACCUCUGGCCGGUAUGUGCCCUCGCGUAGCCGGUACGAGCGAAGCCCCUCGCCUGAGCCUGCCGAGCAGGAGGAUAUGCUUUCGCCGGCGUGGGAUCCGGUGUCGCCAGGCGGAAGCAGCAACCCCGGCCUCGAGGGCGGGGUAGAUGCCUUGGCGUGGGCCGGUCCGGGGGCCGCCUUCCCCGGUGCGGGGGCUGGGCUGCCAGUUCCUGGGCCCUUUGUCCCCGGGCCCGGGGCCGGGCACCUGGGUAUUCUCCCGGGCGAUCCGGGGCUUGUUGGUGGCUUGCCCGGCUUCCAUGUUGAUGCUUAUGGCCCGGCGGCAGCAGCGGCGGCAGCCGUGGCGGCGGCACAGCACGCGGCAGCGGUGCAGCACGCGGCGGCAGCGGCAGCGGCAGCGGCAGCGGCCGCAGCAGCCGGCGGAUCCGACCACCACCAUGCGCUGGCGCACUUGCAUCCGCACGGCCUCCCCCCGGGCGGGCACCCUCAUGGAAUGCCUCCAGCACAUCUGCUGUCACACUUGCAUCCGCAUGGCCUGCCCCCGGGGCACCAUCAUCCCAUGUCUCCGGGGCACCUGCUGGCCGGGCAUCCGCUGACGCACGGUCUGCCGCCUGGGCUGCCCUUGACCCAUGGCCUGCCGCCUGGGCAUUCGCUGGUCAUGGGCGGCCCGGCCGGACCUGUGCCAAUCAGCCGCGACCCUACGGAGCCAGGGCCCCGGCGGGAGGACGCGCGGUCGCGUGAGCGCGAUCGCACUGACCGCGAUCGCGACCGGGCUGACCGCGAUCGUGGCGACCGCGGGGACCGUGGAGAUCGCGACCGCGGGGACCGGGACCGCGGCGGGGAUCGUGGCGAUCGCGACCGAGAGCGCGACCGGGACCGAGAUCGUGACUUGCGCGACCGGGACCGGGAUCGGGACCGUGACCGUGACCGGGAGCGUGGUACCUCGCGUCACGACCGUGACCGCGGGGACCGGGACCGGGACCGGGAUCGGGACCGGGAUCGCCUCGAUCGGGAUCGCCUCGAUCGGGACCGGGAUCGCGCUGAUCGGGACCGCUUCGACCGGGACCGCUUCGACCGGGAGCGCGACCGCGGUGAUCGUGGCGAUCGCUAUGACAGGGACCGCUUCGACCGGGACCGUGGCAUUGCCACCACCGGGGGCAGGUACGACCGGCAUGAGCGCUUCGACCGGGACCGCGACCGCAUGGACCGGCCGCUUGCCGUGGACGCCAAAGGCCCCGAGCGCGAGCCCCUGCGGAGUGUCCUCGCACCGAGCCUCACCGCCGGGGUCCUCCCUCUGUCCAGGACGGACCGUGACCGUGACCGCGAGCGCGAGCGCGAGCGCGAGCGCGAACGCGAACGCGAGCGCGAGCGAGACCGGGAUCGGGAUCGGGAUCCGCGCGAGCAGCAGGAUCGGGAUACUCCGACUGAGUCGCUGCCGGGAUUGCCCCCGGUCGGUGGGCUCCCUGCCUCGGUGGCGGCGCCCGUCCCGUCGGAAGCCAGCCUGGACCAACUGCCAGAAGGGCUGCCGGCCAUCAAACGCGAGGCGCCGUCUCACAUGGCCCCGGCUGGCAGCCCGCCGGAGACCGCCUCCACCGGGGGGGUGGUCACGUCUGUGGCCCCGGCCCCGGCCCCGGCCCCGGCCCCGGCGGUGGUUGUUCCCUCGACCUUCUCCCUGUCCCUCUCGCUGUCCAAGGCGCCGGAGCCGGUGGCUGUGCCUCGGGCCCCGUUGGCGGCUCCUUCUCCGGCCGCCGGGCGCCGGCGCGGGCUCCUCUCUGGUGUCGAUGUACAAAUGGCCUCUUCACACUCGGUGCUUGGUCGGCCGCGACGCCGGUCGGCGACCGUCGCCACGGUCGAUGCCCCUCCUCCCGAUGCCAUCCUCGAGGGCGUUCUCAGUCUGGCCUCCCUGGACUUGCCCAUCCAGUGCCAGCUCCUGGCUGCCGGGGGCCUCUGCACCGAUGAUGUGCCGCUGGCCUCGGCCAUCGAGCAGGAUCUCGGUGGUGGUAGCGGUGGCUCGGCCGGGCGUCUGUGCAUCCGCGAACGUUGCGACACCUCGGCCAUCCAUGACAACUUCAAAAACAUGCUUCUGCAUGACCCGGCUGUGUCGGUGUGGCUGGUGUCCCCGGCCGCCGGGGACGAUGGCCGUGCGCCGACCCUCUUCCAGCGAAAUCUGGUCCGGUACCUGGCCAGCCGGUCGUCGCUCGGGGUGGCCCGGCGCGGGCUGGCCGGCUCGCCGUCGGCCGCUGCCGCCGCUUCCUCCUCCUCCUCCUCCUCCUCUGGCCGCCCAGACGGCGACCUCCUGGCCCUCGGGGCGGUGUAUUACUUCCUGCCCCCGCUGCGAGAGGAGCUGGGGCUCUUUGAGCACUUUGCCCCGGAUCACAGCCUCCUGAAGCCGUGGCUGGCGGCAGACACGCCACCGCCGGCUGGCUUCCUGCCCAACUGCCUGCUGAUGGUGGUGCAGCCCGUACGCGUGGAGCACUUCCGCGCUUGA
Messenger RNA from Fonticula alba, 4182 nucleotides. RefSeq lists its product as hypothetical. The transcript has 3 exons. Gene Ontology annotation, cellular component: nucleus. The record is from RefSeq and is a predicted model, not a curated record. The coding region runs from base 1 to 4182 and encodes 1393 amino acids. NCBI's taxonomy places the organism in Eukaryota, Rotosphaerida, Fonticulaceae. Gene Ontology annotation, molecular function: RNA binding.